GUGACGUGACGUGCUCGGCUGGCCGAGCAGUCAGUCGAAGCUCUCCGCAGCGGCCGGCUGAGCCAGCUGAGGCGGGAGGAAAACAUGGCUUGGCCCUUGGAGGGCGCGAAGGCUCGGCUUGCGGUAGAGACCGAGGCUCCCGCAGCGUGAGGCCCUGGUAUUUUGGAAGCCAGAAGGAAAAAAGAUUUAAAAGUUUGGUCUCUUUUGUGGACAUGGCUCAGAUUUCCAACAACAGUGAAUUUAAGCAGUGUUCAUCUUCUCAUCCAGAACCAGUAAGAACCAAAGAUGUGGGCCGUGCGGAAGCAUUGCAGAUGGAAGCAGAGGCUUUAGCAAAGCUGCAGAAGGACAGACGGAUGACUGAUAGUCCGAGAGGCUUUGAGCUGACGAGCAGCACUAGACAAAGAACACCAAGUUUUAACAAACAGGAUUAUGAUCUCAUGGUGUUUCCUGAGUCAGAUUCCCAAAAACGAGCAAUAGAUAUUGAUGUAGAAAAGCUCACCCAAGCUGAACUUGAGAAGAUAUUGCUGGACGACAGUUUUGAAACUAGAAAACCCCCUGCAUUGCCAGUUACUCCUGCUCUCAGCCCUUCAUUUUCAGCACAGCUGUGUCUUAGACCGACUGUUGAAAGAGUGCAGUGGCCCCCCGCGUUAUGUGGGCCCUCCACAUACACUGUACCCUCUAUUUAUCCUUCAGCACACAACAAACAGGCCACAUUCCAGAAUGGCUUCAGCCCAAGGGUGCCUACUUUCCCAUCUACAGAACCUGUAUAUUUAAGACUUCCAGGACAGUCUCCAUAUUUUUCAUAUCCUUUGACACCUGCCACACCAUUUCAUCCACAAGGAAGUUUGCCAAUCUAUCGGCCACUAGUCAGUCCUGACAUGGCAAAACUAUUUGACAAAAUAGCAAGCACAUCAGAAUUUUUAAAAAAUGGGAAAGCAAGGACUGAUUUGGAGAUAGCAAACUCGAAAGCUUCAGUCUGUAAUCUACAGGCAUCCCCGAAGUCUGAAGACAUCAGUAAGUUUGACUGGUUGGACUUGGAUCCUCUAAGUAAGCCUAAGGUAGACAGUGUGGAGCUGUUAGACCCUGAAGAAGAGAAGAAGAAUCCAGUGUUGCUGGCGGAGGAUCCUUGGGACGCUGUUCUUCUUGAAGAGAGAUCUCCAGCGAGUUGUCACCUGGACUGGAAGGUGAAUGGAAAAUCCCUUUCUGGGGCAACUGUAACAAGAAGCCAGUCUUUAAACAUUCGAACAGCUCCAUUUACAAAAGCCCAGGGCCAAGUAUCUCAGAAAGACCCAAAUGGGACCAGUAGUUUGCCAACUGGAAGUUCUCUUCUACAAGAAUUUGAAGUACAGAAUGAGGAGGUGGCAGCUUUUUGUCAAUCCAUUAUAAAAUUGAAGACCAAAUUUCCAUGUACUGAUCACUGCACAAACCCAGGCUACCUGUUGAGUCCAGUCACUGUGCAGAGGAGCAUGUGUGGGGAGAGUGCCAGUGUGAAAGUCUCCAUCGAGAUUGAAGGGUUUCAACUGCCAGUUACUUUUACAUGUGAUGUGAGUUCUACUGUGGAGAUAAUUAUAAUGCAAGCCCUUUGCUGGGUGCACGAUGACUUGAAUCAAGUGGAUGUUGGCAGCUAUGUUCUGAAAGUGUGUGGUCAAGAGGAGGUUCUGCAGAAUAACCAUUGCCUUGGAAGUCAUGAACAUAUUCAAAAUUGUCGAAAAUGGGACACAGAGAUUAAAUUACAGCUCUUGACCUUCAGUGCAAUGUGCCAGAAUCUGGCUCGAACAGCAGAAGAUGAUGACGCACCUGUGGAUUUAAGCAAAUACUUGUAUCAAAUAGAAAAACCUUAUAAAGAAGUCAUGACAAGACACCCUGUUGAAGAACUCUUAGAUUCCUAUCACAACCAAGUGGAACUGGCUCUUCGAAUGGAAAACCAGCACCGGGCUGUCGAUCAAGUGAUUAAAGCUGUAAGGAAAAUCUGUAGUGCUUUAGAUGGAGUGGAAACCCCCGCCAUCACAGAAGCGGUGAAGAGGCUAAAGCGAGCAGCUAACCUGCCGAGGAGCAAACGCGCUGAUGUGACUUCAUUAUCUGGAGGAGAUACUAGCAAGGACUCAAAUAGGGGCUCACUGCGUCCUGAGAGUCCUGCUCAAGCAAGCAUGGAGCACUUAACGGCAGCAAUCCAUGAUCUUCUCAGGCUCCACGCAAACCAUAGUGUGAGUUCUGCAGACUGUCCCCAAAGUAGCAGGAGCGUCAAGGAAGCGUGGACCGCAGCAGAGCACCUCCAAUUUACUGUCUACGCUGCACAUGGCAUUCCCAGCGACUGGGUGUCAAGUUAUGAAAAAUACUACUUGAUAUGUUCCCUGUCUCACAAUGGGAAGGAUCUUUUUAAACCUAUUCAGUCAAAGAAGGUUGGCACGUACAAGAAUUUCUUCUAUCUUAUUAAAUGGGAUGAACUAAUCAUUUUUCCUAUCCAGAUAUCACAGUUGCCAUUAGAGUCAAUUCUUCAUCUUACUCUGUUUGGAAUCUUAAAUCAAACCAGUGGAAGCUCCCCUGAUUCUAACAGGCAGAGGAAGGGGCCAGAAGCUUUGGGCAAAGUCUCCUUGACUCUUUUUGACUUUAAACGGUUUUUAACAUGUGGAACGAAACUUCUCUACCUUUGGACUUCAUCACAUUCAAGUUCUAUCCCAAAAAAAGGCUACGUCAUGGAGAGAAUUGUGCUGCAGGUUGAUUUUCCUUCUCCUUCAUUUGACAUUAUUUAUACAUCACCCCAAAUUGAUAAAAGCGUCAUACAGCAAUACAAGUUGGAAACGCUGGAGAAUGACGUAAAGGGGAAACUUGUGGACAUUCUUCACAGAGACUCAUCAUUCGGACUUUCUAAAGAAGAUAAGGUCUUUCUGUGGGAAAAACGCUAUUAUUGCCUCAAACAUCCAAAUUGUCUUCCUAAGAUUCUAACAAGUGCCCCAAACUGGAAAUGGGCUAAUCUUGGCAAAACUUACUCAUUGCUGCACCAGUGGCCACCAUUGUGCCCGUUAGCUGCAUUGGAGCUUCUUGAUGCAAAAUUUGCUGAUCAGGAAGUACGCUCUCUAGCUGUGAACUGGAUCGAGGCCAUUAGUGAUGAUGAGCUAGCAGAUCUUCUCCCACAGUUUGUGCAGGCUCUGAAAUAUGAAAUUUACUUAAAUAGUUCACUAGUGCGCUUCCUUCUGUCCAGGGCUUUGGGAAAUAUCCAGAUAGCACACAGUUUGUAUUGGCUUCUCAAGGAUGCUUUGCAUGAUACACAUUUUGGAAGCAGAUAUGAACAUGUGUUGGGUGCUCUUCUCUCAGUAGGAGGAAAAGGACUCAGAGAAGAACUUUCCAAGCAGAUGAAACUUGUACAACUUUUAGGAGGAGUGGCAGAAAAAGUAAGGCAGGCUAGUGGAUCAACCAGACAGGUCGUCCUCCAAAAGAGUAUGGAACGAGUACAGUCCUUUUUUCUGAGAAAUAAAUGCCGUCUUCCUCUCAAACCAAGUCUAGUGGCAAAAGAAUUAAAUAUUAAGUGCUGCUCCUUCUUCAACUCUAACGCUGUGCCUCUCAAAGUAGCAAUGCUGAAUGCGGAUCCUUUGGGGGGAGAAAUCAAUGUCAUGUUUAAGGUUGGAGAAGAUCUUCGGCAAGAUAUGUUAGCUUUACAGAUGAUAAAGAUUAUGGAUAAGAUCUGGCUUAAAGAGGGACUGGAUCUGAGGAUGGUGAUAUUCAAAUGCCUAUCAACUGGCCGAGAUCGAGGCAUGGUGGAGUUAGUUCCUGCUUCGGAUACUCUCAGGAAAAUCCAAGUGGAAUACGGUGUGACAGGAUCAUUUAAAGAUAAACCACUUGCUGAGUGGCUGAGGAAAUACAAUCCUUCUGAAGAAGAAUAUGAAAAGGCUUCUGAGAACUUUAUCUAUUCUUGUGCUGGGUGCUGUGUAGCCACCUAUGUUUUAGGCAUUUGUGAUCGGCACAAUGACAACAUAAUGCUUCGAAGCACAGGACACAUGUUCCACAUUGACUUUGGAAAGUUCUUGGGCCAUGCACAGAUGUUUGGUAGCUUCAAAAGAGACCGAGCUCCUUUCGUGCUUACCUCUGACAUGGCAUAUGUAAUUAACGGAGGUGAAAAGCCCACCAUUCGUUUCCAGUUGUUUGUGGACCUCUGCUGUCAAGCCUACAACUUGAUAAGAAAGCAGACAAACCUCUUUCUUAACCUUCUCUCACUGAUGAUUCCUUCAGGGUUGCCAGAACUUACAAGUAUUCAGGAUUUGAAAUAUGUUAGAGAUGCUCUCCAGCCUCAGACUACAGAUGCGGAGGCCACCAUUUUCUUCACUAGGCUGAUCGAGUCAAGCUUGGGAAGUAUUGCCACAAAGUUUAACUUCUUCAUUCAUAACCUUGCUCAACUACGUUUUUCUGGUCUUCCUUCUAAUGAUGAGCCCAUCCUUUCAUUUUCACCAAAAACAUACUCCUUUAGACAAGAUGGUCGAAUCAAGGAAGUCUGUGUUUUCACAUAUCAUAAGAAAUACAACCCAGAUAAACACUAUAUUUAUGUGGUCCGAAUUCUGAGAGAAGGACACCUUGAACCGUCAUUUGUAUUCCGGACAUUUGAUGAGUUUCAGGAACUUCACAAUAAGCUCAGUAUUGUUUUUCCACUGUGGAAGUUACCUGGCUUUCCUAAUAGGAUGGUUCUAGGAAGAACACACAUAAAAGAUGUAGCAGCCAAAAGGAAAGUUGAAUUAAACAGUUAUUUACAGAGUUUGAUGACCUCGUCACCAGAUGUAGCAGAGUGUGAUCUCGUUUGCACUUUUUUUCAUCCAUUACUUCGUGAUGAGAAAGCUGAAGGAAUAGCUAGGACUGCAGGUACAAGCCCCUUCAGCCCUACUCUGGGACAAAUAGGAGGAGCAGUGAAGUUAUCUGUUUCUUACCGAAAUAGCACCCUCUUCAUCAUGGUGAUGCACAUCAAAGAUCUUGUUACUGAAGAUGGGGCUGACCCAAAUCCAUACGUCAAAACAUACCUGCUUCCUGAUACCCACAAAACGUCAAAACGUAAAACCAAAACUUCACGUAAAACUAGGAACCCAACAUUCAAUGAAAUGCUUGUUUAUAGUGGAUACAGCAAAGAAACUUUGAGACAAAGAGAACUUCAACUGAGUGUACUCAGUGCAGAAUCUCUUCGGGAGAAUUUCUUCUUGGGUGGAAUAACUCUACCACUGAAAGAUUUCAACCUGAGCAAAGAGACAGUUAAGUGGUAUCAGCUGACUGCGGCCACAUACCUAUAA
This is a messenger RNA of Acomys russatus (golden spiny mouse), 5264 nucleotides long. It is a transcript of the gene Pik3c2a, whose product is annotated as phosphatidylinositol-4-phosphate 3-kinase catalytic subunit type 2 alpha. Gene Ontology annotation, biological process: phosphatidylinositol-mediated signaling; cell migration; phosphatidylinositol-3-phosphate biosynthetic process. Gene Ontology annotation, cellular component: phosphatidylinositol 3-kinase complex; plasma membrane; cytoplasm. Lineage: Eukaryota; Metazoa; Chordata; Mammalia; Rodentia; Muridae. The transcript is spliced from 33 exons. Gene Ontology annotation, molecular function: 1-phosphatidylinositol-3-kinase activity; 1-phosphatidylinositol-4-phosphate 3-kinase activity; phosphatidylinositol binding. The record is from RefSeq and is a predicted model, not a curated record. Bases 213 to 5264 code for a protein of 1683 amino acids.